Molecule: messenger RNA, 207 nt
Organism: Arctia plantaginis
Lineage: Eukaryota; Metazoa; Arthropoda; Insecta; Lepidoptera; Erebidae
Source: the annotation of a GenBank genome assembly
AUGCGGCGUGACGCGUGUAUCCCGGCCGAGGUGCGCGAGCUCACUGCCGGCGGGCGGCGCCUGCACACCUAUCUGCCGCAGGCUCCGCCCCCGGGAGGAGCUCGCCGCCCCACGCACACUGCACAACCCACGAAAAUGCGCUUUUCCAUAAAUUGCAGUUUCCGUGACAUAGAAGGACGUGACGUGGUCAUGAGGCUCGUGACGUAG